AUGGAUAUUGUUCUUGAAAUUGACAAGUAUUGUGUAAGGGUGGGUGUAGUUGGAGAGGUUACUCCGGUGGUUGUGCCAGUAAAGUAUGAGUGGGUAGGGGAGGUGCAGUAUUUGGAGGAUCAUGCAUUGACGAAAGAGCAAGCCCAGGCAGUGGUACUGGAGAUGGAUAAGGGGGUACUUGCAAAAUACUGCCAGUCCUUGGGGACGUGGUUGGACGUGGAGAAUGUGCUGUAUAGCUUGUUGCAAAGGCUUAUGCAUGGUGCACUUUCAGAGUUGCCAGUCAACCCCAGACGGUGCUUUGUUGUUGAUCAUCGGUAUUCGGAAAAACUGAAAAGGGCGAUCUGUUCGAUCUUGUUUGAGUAUAGGGCCAAAUCGGUGGUGUUUGUCCCGGGAGGUGUGUUGGCUGUGAUGGGGAGCAAUCGAAGAGAUGGAUUAUGGGUAGACCACACACGAAGGGCUAUACAUAAAGUGGUGGACUUACGAGAGAUUGGCGUGUAUGGCAUGGACUUGGGUAUACAUUCGAUUAUACAGAAGAGCGAUAUACAUGUACGCAAAACCUUGAAGGAAAACGUUAUCACCGCCAAAGAUACAGUUGGGUGCUGGACAGCGUGUUCUUUGUACGUUGGUGAAGUGGCUACAGGUUGGCCAGAGAUUAGGAAAGAUAUAUUUCGCUAA
Messenger RNA from Candida albicans SC5314, 675 nucleotides. RefSeq lists its product as uncharacterized. Lineage: Eukaryota; Fungi; Ascomycota; Pichiomycetes; Serinales; Debaryomycetaceae. The transcript has a single exon. The coding region runs from base 1 to 675 and encodes 224 amino acids. The record is from RefSeq and is a predicted model, not a curated record.